Motacilla alba alba is the source of this 804-nucleotide messenger RNA. RefSeq names its product mitochondrial ribosomal protein L12 (gene MRPL12). Gene Ontology annotation, molecular function: structural constituent of ribosome. The record is from RefSeq and is a predicted model, not a curated record. The coding region runs from base 16 to 624 and encodes 202 amino acids. NCBI's taxonomy places the organism in Eukaryota, Metazoa, Chordata, Aves, Passeriformes, Motacillidae. The transcript has 4 exons. Gene Ontology annotation, biological process: mitochondrial transcription; translation. Gene Ontology annotation, cellular component: ribosome; mitochondrial large ribosomal subunit.
UGUCCUGGGGCCGCCAUGCUGCCCGCCGCGCUGCCCGCCGCCCGCCGGGCGCUGCUCCCGCCGCUCCCGCCGCUCCCGCUGCUCCCCCUGCCGCUGCUGCCGCUGCCGCCGCGCCGCGGGGCCCCCGCCGGGCUGCGGGCGCUCGGCACCGGCCCCGCGCGGCGCUCGGAGGCGCUGGCCGGCGCGCCGCUGGACACGGCGGCCAAGGAGUACUCGCCCAAGGUGCGGCAGCUGGUGCGGGACAUCGCGGGGCUGACGCUGCUGGAGGUGGCGGACCUCAACGCGCUGCUCAAGGAGACGCUGAAGAUCCCGGACGUGGCGGUGAUGCCCGCGGCCGCCGCCGCCUCCCUGCCCGCGCAGGCGGCUCCGCAGGAGGAGGAGGAGGCGGUCCCGCUCAAGAAGGAGAAAACUCAUUUCACCGUCCGGCUGACGGAGCUGAAGGCCGCUGACAAGGUGAAGCUGAUCAAGGAGGUGAAGAACUUCGUGCCUGGAGUGAACCUCGUGCAGGCGAAGAAGCUGGUGGAGUCCCUUCCCCAGGAGAUCAAGGCCAACGCCUCCAAGGAGGAAGCAGAGAAGAUCAAAGCAGCGCUGGAGGCAGCAGGAGGGACUGUUGUUCUGGAGUAGUCUCGGCGUGGAGGGACUGGUGCUGCAGCUGCUGCCCAGGCCGGGCUCCGGACCUUUCCGAGUGCACGCGGCACAGGGGAGCGCUCUCCCAGAGAAUGCUGUAUGGUUUGGCAGAGCUGCUGCCUCCUGCCACCACCGUGAACUCUACCUUAUAAAUACCCAAAAAAACCUCUGAAACGA